AUGGCAGGGAUGGAGUGCACAACUAUACAUGGGCUCACGACCACUGUUGAUGAGGAUCGGGAAGGAGACCUCGCGAGUCUAAAUCUAGGACUUAUUAGAGCAUCAUCAAUCUCUGAGGAUUUUAGCCACUUGGAGGGAAUAUGGUCCCCUCCUCCCUUGGGAGUCCUAAAAAUCAACUCGGAUGGCUCUUCUCGUGGUAAUCCUGGUCAUGCUGGCAUUGGAGGUGUGGGCCGUGAUAGCUCAGGGGAUGUUCAGUUUAUUUUCUCUGAGUAUAAGGGUCUUCAUACGAAUAAUCUUAUGGAGGCUCAGGCUAUUUUAGUGGCUAUGGAGCGGGCCAAUCAGUUGGGUUGGCGAAGGAUCAUAUGUGAGUCUGACUCCCAGGUUGUGGUGAACUUACUGAAAAGGCAGUAUAUGGAUAAUGUGAGCUGGCAGCUGGCCUUGAUUGUUGAACAAAUUCUCACUCUCUGUGCAUCUCUGGAGCAUGUUACUUUCAACCAUAUUCCCCGUGAAUGGAAUGGUGUGGCUGAUUGCUUGGCUAAAUGGGCUUCCGAUCAUAUGCAUGAUUGGAAUUUGGUGGAUCGGGGCCAUCUGCCUCCGGAUUUGUCUCAUCAAUUGGAUCACUUGGUUGAUCUUGAUAGGGCCAUUUAA
Cryptomeria japonica (Japanese cedar) is the source of this 648-nucleotide messenger RNA. RefSeq lists its product as uncharacterized. The record is from RefSeq and is a predicted model, not a curated record. The coding region runs from base 1 to 648 and encodes 215 amino acids. Gene Ontology annotation, molecular function: RNA-DNA hybrid ribonuclease activity; nucleic acid binding. The transcript is spliced from 2 exons. NCBI's taxonomy places the organism in Eukaryota, Viridiplantae, Streptophyta, Pinopsida, Cupressales, Cupressaceae.